Molecule: messenger RNA, 1311 nt
Organism: Didymosphaeria variabile
Lineage: Eukaryota; Fungi; Ascomycota; Dothideomycetes; Pleosporales; Didymosphaeriaceae
Exons: 2
Coding region: 1-1311 (436 amino acids)
Biological process (GO): Mo-molybdopterin cofactor biosynthetic process
Molecular function (GO): 4 iron, 4 sulfur cluster binding; GTP 3',8'-cyclase activity; cyclic pyranopterin monophosphate synthase activity
Source: RefSeq, a predicted model, not a curated record
AUGUCUCCCAUGGCGUACAUGCGGCCAAUUCCGACGGCUGCGCGAUGCCUUCGCAACGAACGCCUCGCUAGACCGCGUAUUCCAGCAUUGGGAAGUGUGAAUAGCGGCUAUGCGACGGCUUUGCACGCGCAUGAGACGGCUGCAGAGAGCAACGGAGCUGCAGUUCCGCCCGUCGCAAGCUCAGGCUUGCAGCAGCGCAAAGAGGCGAUACGCAAUGCAAAACCCUUCUCCGAUUUCUUGACGGACUCGUUCAACAGGGAGCAUGAUUACCUCCGGAUAAGCAUUACAGAACGUACCUCAGAGGGCGUACCGCUGUCGCCGCCUGCGCAUAUGCUCACCACUCCCGAGAUAUUCUACCUUUCCUCAUUAUUUGUAUCGCAAGGCGUCACCAAAAUCCGAUUGACAGGCGGCGAACCCACCGUACGCCGAGACAUCGUUCCCUUGAUGCAACAAAUCGGCACCCUGCGCUCGCAAGGACUUCGCGAGCUUGCUUUGACCACGAACGGAAUAUCAUUGCACCGGAAGCUGGAUGCCAUGGUCGAAGCUGGGCUGACAGGCGUCAACCUCAGCUUGGAUACUCUCGACCCAUUCCAGUUUCAGAUCAUGACGAGACGGAAUGGUUUCGAUGCGGUUAUGAGGUCCAUCGACCGUAUCUUGGAGAUGAAGAGGCUUGGUGCGAAUAUAAAGCUCAAGGUCAAUUGCGUCGUAAUGCGCGGGCUGAACGAGCGCGAUAUAAUACCUUUCGUCGAGAUGGGCCGGGAGAAAGACAUUGAAGUGCGCUUCAUCGAGUACAUGCCUUUUGGAGGCAACAAGUGGAGUAAGGGCAAGAUGAUCAGUUUUCAGGAGAUGCUGGACAUAAUACGAGCGAAGUUUCCAGGACUGCGAAGAGUCGAGGGUCACAAGAACGACACGAGCAAGACGUACGAGGUACCGGGCUUCGUGGGCAAAGUCGGCUUCAUCUCAAGUAUGACGAACGAUUUUUGUGGGACCUGCAACCGCUUGCGAAUUACAAGCGACGGAAAUCUCAAGGUCUGCCUGCAUGGCAACGCUGAAGUGUCUCUCCGCGAUCUCCUCCGGAAAGGCAACAAUGGCGAGCCAAUUGAUCAAGAAGCUUUUGAGCGCAUCAAGAAAAGUGAAAUGGACCGGCGAGAAGGUCUGCUAAGCGACGAAACCACCGUUGGCCGGAGACAACGCGAGCAAGAGCUUCUGCAAGUAAUCGGCCAAGCUGUGAAACGAAAAGCUGAAAAGCACGCGGAUAUGGGGGACCUCGAGAAUAUGCAAAACAGGCCGAUGAUCUUAAUUGGUGGGUAA